Schistocerca gregaria is the source of this 2390-nucleotide messenger RNA. RefSeq lists its product as uncharacterized. The record is from RefSeq and is a predicted model, not a curated record. NCBI's taxonomy places the organism in Eukaryota, Metazoa, Arthropoda, Insecta, Orthoptera, Acrididae. Gene Ontology annotation, molecular function: RNA binding; ATP binding; RNA helicase activity. Gene Ontology annotation, cellular component: nucleus. The coding region runs from base 35 to 2269 and encodes 744 amino acids. The transcript has 2 exons.
CUCGAGGCGCGUCGUCAGAGAGGCUCUUUUGGCGAUGGCGACUCAAGGCACACAUGACUUCUUUGUCAAAAAAGCCAAGAAGAAGGCCUCGUGCGGCUCUUUCCAGACGAUGUCUUUGCACCCGAGCCUGAUGAGAGCGAUUUUUAGGAAAGGCUAUCAUUUGCCAACGCCCAUUCAGAGGAAGGUCAUCCCAGAGGCGUUGGCUGGACGCGAUGUGGUGGCCAUGGCACGAACUGGAAGUGGGAAAACUCUGAGUUACGCCGUUCCAAUAUUACAGAGGUUGAAAGAAAAAGAAGUUGGCUUGAAAUAUCCCCCUGUCAGAGCGCUGAUUAUCUCUCCUACGCGCGAAUUGUGUCAGCAAAUCUAUAAAUACAUCGAACAGCUGAACAAGGCGUCGUCUGCAGGACUAAGAAUAGCCUUGAUAUUAGGAGGAGACCAGAUGCUUUACCAGUUUGAAAUGUUAAGCGCUUAUCCCAACUUGAUCAUUGCCACUCCAGGCAGGUUACUUCAUCUCGUUCAUGAGACCGGCAUCUCUCUGGCUCACGUAGAAAUACUCGUUUUGGAUGAAGCGGACCGACUUCUGGAGUCAGGACUUCAAACAGAGUGUCAGACCAUUCUUCAACAAUCUUCUCUGUCUACCAGGCAGACGCUUCUUUUCAGCGCCACACUGCCCGGAUCUCUCGUGGAAUUUGCCAAAGUCGGUCUCAAGGAGCCGGCUCUCAUCCAGUUGGACAAGGAGAGACAGCUCCCUCCGACUUUGAAUAUGGCGUUUAUUUCUGUUCGAACGGAACAAAAAUCAGCUGCUUUGCUCGUUCUUCUCAAAGAGCUCAUACCCUCUCCCUAUCAAGCAGCCAUCUUCACUUGUUCCAGACACCAUGUAGACUAUCUAUAUGAACUCCUCACUCAGCUUCGGUUUACGGCCGUCGCCAUCCACGGACAGCUCGAUCCCUCUUCGAGGAAGAUCAACAUGGCCAAAUUUUGCAAAAAAAAGGCUCAGUUCAUGAUUGUCACCGACCUGGCCGCCAGAGGCAUCGACAUACCCCAACUGGACGUCAUCAUCAACUACGAUUUCCCGGAUAAGCCGAAGCUGUUCAUCCAUCGCGUAGGGAGAACUGCUAGAGCCGGAGAGGUCGGAUACGCCUAUUCCUUCGUCCAGCCCGACGAACGAGGAUACUAUUAUGAGCUCAAGUCUGUUCUGAACCUGGAAAGGCGAUCCAAGGAGCAAGAACAACAAGCACCUCCCCCGCCUCAAGAUGAUGGGCAAUUCGUCAACAGAUAUGUCAAACCCGAUUUCUCCACCUUUCUAGGUUCUAUUCCCUCUUCUUGCCUCUCCACUUAUUCGGACUUGGUUCAAUCCGCCCUCGCCAAAGACUGCAACCUGCAGAAGCUCCACGCCAGCGCUCAGAACGCCAAGAAGCUGUAUCGCACCAUCUGCCGAAAGCCUGUUCCCUCGGCCGUCCUCGAGGGAAAGCGUCGACUUGACGGCACCCUCGGCGAUUCCCACCCUCUGUUCAAGCACCUGGAGACUGACUCCGACUGCGGGCUCGAGCGAUUCAUCCAGACGAACCUCAAAAAUUACAGGCCGCCUCAAACGAUUCUGGAGACCAAAGACGAGCAGAAGCACGCAACCACUGCUCCCUCGGACGCCUCAUUGGCCAUGCUCCGAAAAAGAGCAUUCCAUCAAUCUAAAAUUUCCAAGGCGGAGCAUCACGACCUUCCGGAAGUCGAACUCGACACAAAAAAAACAGUCGAUUUCAAACGCUCGAUCCAACCUGAACCUUCCUUCAAAGACGAGCGAUACUUUCUGGAGUGCCUUCCCCCUUCUCAACCAAGCUACUUGUCCAUUCGCGACAAACCUGUCCAUCCAAACAGUCUCGAGGCGUCCGUGCUCGACCUGACCCCCGAUUGCAACCAAGACCUACUCAAGCACCGCAGUCUCAUGAAGUGGAACCGCAAGAAACGCAACUACGUCCGCGCGGAAGACCUCCCUGAGCACAAGAAAAAGCUCAGAGUCAAAAACGAAGCCGGAAAACUCGUGAUCGUCGGCGCCAAAAAUCAGGGAAAGCUCUACGAGGAAUGGUCGAAGGCGUCCGGGAAAACCCUCGAAAACCCCCUUCCUCCGAGCAGUCGGUUCAGAGAAACUCACCUCCUUCCCCCGAUGCCGAAAAUAGAGUUCGAUCGCCGUAAGGCAAAACACGUCACAAACGCCCUCCAGUCUAAACUUCGUCAAUCGAAGAAACACAAGAAGAAGGGCGCCGGUCGUCGUUAGAACCCGGCCCAUUCCAAAAUGGCGGCUUUUGCGAGAUUCAACCGCCUGAAAGUCGGCGUUCUUUGGAUUGUGGGUAAUUCCGUUAAAAAAAAAGCUAUAAAAUACCUUUUUUAUCAAAAAA